GAUGAACCCCGUACCAAUCGUGGAUGAGGACAUAGACACCAUUAUCCUGGUCUUCAUUACAUUCCCAAUAGAACUAUCUGAGGCAGAUCUUAUCAGGGGUGACAAAUACCAACAGAACCUCUACGUAACAAAGAGUGUAGAUGAUGGACGGACAUGGUCAGAACCUUUGGAUAUUACAAGUCAAACCCUUGGUAGAAUGGAUCCAGAACCACUCAUAUAUGCAUCAGGUCCAGGACAUGGUUUACAGCUGAAAUCCGGAAGACUCAUUGUUCCUGGUAACAUUCAUUGGAAAGAGAAACCGCAGCCAGGCGCCACAGGUUGGUUAUCGGAGUUGAAGUGGUCAAUAUUGGAGUUCUUUGAUAGUUUUCAUGGUAGUAGGAAUUGUUCUAUUGUCCUCUUCAGUGAUGACGGUGGUGAUACCUGGCAGGUUGGAGGGAAGAUACCACCAGCCAAAGAUGAAUAUGGGGUCGAUAUACCAGCUAAUGAAUGCCAGGCCGCCGAGUUAGAGGAAGGUCAUGUUUAUAUCAACAGCAGAACUUGUGAUCCUCAGGCAACGCGUCAAGAGUCCUAUAGCAUCGAUGGAGGGAUCUCAUUCACCAUGGGUGAACUCUCAGAUGACCUAGACGAACCUGGAUAUUUCCUUUCAAGAUGGAUACCUUCCAUCAAGAACUUUGGAGGGUGUCAGGCAAGUGUGAUGAGCUUUGAACCCCCGGAUCACAUUCCCAAACUGGAAAGAGAUGCCGAGCGUUGGAUCAUCUUCUCCAACCCCGCCAGUCGCAACACACGUGUCAACAUGUCAGUGCGGUUUAGUCGCGAUGCUUGCCAGACGUGGAGCCCACCACUCUCGUUGAAUCCCGGUCCAAGCGCGUACUCCGAUCUCACCUGUUACCGGGUGAAGGAGAGAGCGACAGGGAGGAAUACCGUCAAGUUUGCUUGUCUCUAUGAGUGUGGUAGUCUUCAUCCCUACGAGAGAAUCGCCUUUCAGACCUUCUCAUUGGCGGAACUCACCGCUAACGCUCUGCAUCCAUAGCAACAGGGACACGCCCAGUCACCUACCCACCUAGCAACAAGCUCAGCUUGGUUUCUUAAACAUUGAAUGACUCGUUACCCAGAAAAAUGACUUUUCAGAAUUGUUGCCUACAGAUCUACAGCAGAUUAGUCACAGGAAUCAAAUAGGAUGUUUUCAUAUUAGUUAGAUUGUGGUCUCCCUCUUUGUUACAUCUGGAUCUUGGUAAAAGAUUCUGAAAUGUUUGGAUUAUCAGUGACCAGUAGCUAAAGCAUACGCAUUGAACUUAUUAGAAAUAGCCUCAUACAUGUAUUUGGACAUUUCCUGACUAAUUUGCUCAUGACCAAUCAGAGAGUAAUAUUUUCAGAGCUUUUUGCCAGGACCCCUGCUUUUACAUGGAAUCCUCCUCUGCUAGAAGGGUAUUCAAGGCUUACUAAAACCGGUAGCUUAUAAGAUCUGUCGGUGAAAUUACUGACACAAAUAUUCUUGAAAUGGUUCCUUGUAUGUUAGUCCCAAAUUAAGCAAAUUCUUGCAUUUCGGACAUUAAAUGCAUUUUCAAAAUAGUACUUUUAGGUGUAUUUUUUCUUAUAGCUAGUCAUAAUUCCAUGUCUCAUGGUCCAGAGGGUUGAAAAUUUCCAGGGGCUUGGGGUGAGUUCGCACCUGAAAUGCCCUACAGAACCCUAAAAGAAGAAUUUGAGAGCCCCUUUCACAUAGGGUCCAAUGUAAACUUUUAUACUAUGUAGCCAAAUUGGGCUGGUGACUUCAAAAGGUAGCCCCGGAAAAGAUCAAAAUUAUAAUUUUAUUACCUGGGAUGCUCAGUCAGUGUUGAUAAGAUAAAUUUGAAAGAAAUUAUUAUUAUAAAUGUUUUUGUAGGUGCUGGAUGAAUAAAUAACAGUGCAUAAAAGUCAACAAAACACUACAGGAAAUAAAAUAUUGUUGAUGAUUGUGUCAAAGACCUUCAUCGUUUAAAAGGUCUUUGGCAAGCACGUUAACAAUAUUUUGUUUCUUGUGUUGUUUAAAACCUAUUUUUGUCUCGCCUGCAUAGCAGAGCGAGACUAUAGGCGCCGCUUUUCCGGCGGCGGCGGCGUCAACAUCAAAUCUUAACCUAAGGUUAAGUUUUUGAAAUGACAUCAUAACUUAGAAAGUAUAUGGACCUAGUUCAUGAAACUUAGACAUAAGGUUAGUCAAGUAUUAGUGAACAUCCUGCCUGAGUUUCAGGUCACAUGACCAAGGUCAAAGGUCAUUUAGGGUCAAUGAACUUAGACCAUGUUGGGGGUAUUUGUUGAACUACUAUCAUAACUUUGAAAAUUUAUGGAUCUAGUCCAUGAAACUUGGACAUAAGGUUAAUCAAGUAUUAGUGAACAUCCUGCCUGAGUUUCAGGUCACAUGACCAAGGUCAAAGGUCAUUUAGGGUCAAUGAACUUUGGCCAAGUUGGGGGUAUUUGUUGAAUUACCAUCAUAACUUUGAAAAUUUAUGGAUCUAGUUCAUAAAACUUGGACAUAAGAGUAAUCAAGUAUCACUGAACAUCCUGUACGAGUUUCAGGUCACAUGACCAUGGUCAAAGGUCAUUAAAGGUCAAUGAACUUUGGCCGUGUUGGGGGUAUUUGUUGAAUUACCAUCCUAACUCUGAAGUUUAUGGAUCUAGUUCAUAAAACUUGGGAUAUAAGAGUAAUCAAGCAUCACUAAACAUCCCCUGUGAGUUUCAGGUCACAAAACCAAUCAAAGGUCAGUUAAGGUCAAUAAACUUAGGCCAAGUUGGGGUAAUUGUUGAAGUGCCAUCAUAACUUUGAAAGUUAAUGGAUAGAGUGAAUGAAAUGUAGACAUGGGUGUAGUUGACAAGUCUUAAGUCUCUGUUCAAAUGUCAUUUAUGGUCAAUGAACGUGGUAUUAUGUCAUUAUAUGAAUGAUGUUUUUGUGAACGAUUAUUUUAUAGUAGUUUUCAAAGUUAGCACUGCUGCUAUAUUAAAUUGCGUAAUGCAGGCGAGACUGCUAGAGGCGUUCCACUUGUUAGUUAAAGCAAAUCCCCAAAAGUGCAUAAGUUCAUAACACAAUCUCAAUUCAUUAACAUUAUAUGAGCGCAUUUGCCCUAAAUGGUUUUGGUGUGACGGAUAUGAAAUCAAAAUGUGUUUUUUGUUGUUGAUAGAUUUACUGAUUUUACAUCAAAAUUUAUUUUGAUUCAGUGCCCAAUCGAAUUAAAGUGUCUUUGUAUAUUUGUAAAACCCCUUUUUAAGCGUGGAUUGGGCUGAAAGUUUGAAGAUAUAAUCUUUGUAGCUUUCUCAUAUCAAAUUACUAAUCAAGCAUGUGCUCAUAUGCUAAAUAGAAAUAAAAAUAUUACUUAGAGGAGGCUCUAGAUGCCAAAUUUGAAUAUAAUGGCUGAAAGAAAAACAUUCAAUGACCACUACACUUUUUUCAUAUUGAAAUAUUAGAUUAUGAUUGAGUGUAUUUCACAUUAUUGGUAGACCCUUUACUAAACAGGCUUUGAAUUUGAAAUAUUCAGAUUAAAGCACUUUCAUACCUGAAAUAACUACCCUAUGUAAACAGAUCAUAACUAUUUCAUUUAUUUAUUGAUGUAUCUCAUUUGGCAUAUGCUUAUCUAGGUAUUUCAAGAAUUCUCCAUAACUUUCUAAAAAAGAAACCCUGGGUAGCGAUAACCUUCUUAUGGUUAAAUGUGCUGCAGUAGCAUAAUUUUAUUAAGAAAAAAAUUACAAAAGCAAUAAUUUACAUUGUAUAUGUGACAAUAUGUAUAUUAGAUCUGAAUGUAGAUGUUUAGCCAAAAUAUGCACUUUGGUACAUUCCACUGAUAGUGAAGUAUUUUAAUUGCAUAUAUUUUAGAAUAGAAUUAAAUGUUGAUACAAUGAACAGCAGGGGAUGUCUCACAAAGAUGAAUUUUCUUUGCAAUCAAUCGCAAAUAUUUUGUUGCAAUUUUACAGUUGAUUGAUCACUUUUAACUUUAGCAUAUCAGAUUACACUCCUUGUUUCAUGGAGCAGAUUAGCAAUCAACCGCAAAUUUGCAAUUAAUUGCACAGCAUAUGCUUGAUUUCGGGAAGGAAAAUAGACUUGCAAUUGAUCGCAAGUUUCUUGCAACGCCCCAUUAUUAGAGUUAGAGUUGUACAUAACUACCCAGUUGCAUGUGGAAUAAUAGACAACACUGCAUUGCUAUAAAGAGAAGGCUACUGUGUAUUAACAAAAAGACUACAAGGAGAAGAUCGGACACUUCAGCGAUUUUUUUAAAUGGUCGAUUAAUGCUCAUGGGGAACGGCGCCCACUGGCGUUGAGUAAGUAAACCAUCGCACAUCGGCACGCUGCUGUGUUGAAAACAUAUGGGGAAAAUGAGAGAGGGGUCUUGGGAGAGGGCACAAGGGCGGCGCAUGGGAAUAAGUCCAUAUUUUAUUACCCAGAAACCUCUAAAAUAUAUUCAUUUCUAAUUUUAGAUAAAAAAAAUUGAAGAAAAAAUAUCUUAAAAUGUAUAAAUCGUCUAUUCCUCCACCCCUCCACCAUUUCCCUCAUAUGGUUUGUACACAACCAAAAAUGGCGAUACGCGAAGGUUUACUUACUCAACGCUGUGGGGCGCUCUUCACUAGCAUUUCAUUGCACGCUCUAUGUACUGUCCGAUCUUCCCCUUGUAGUAUCUUUGGUUUUAAUCAAUAAGAUUGAUAAGACUUCUCCAUGACUGUUAGUUACACCUAACUCUUCGUGAAAAACCCCCAGGUUGUUGAUUCAGAAGAUAAUUUUGAGCGUUGAGUGGAGCGUUGUGGCCCAGUGGAUAAGUCUUCUGACUUUGAAACAGAGGGUCGUGGGUUCGAAUCCCAGCCAUGGCGUAAUUUCCUUCAGCAAGAAAUUUAUCCACAUUGUGCUGCACUAGACCCAGGUGAGGUGAAUGGGUACCCGGCAGGAGUAAUUCCUUGCAUGCAUGAGCGCUGAGAGGCAGCUUGAGCUAAAGCCGGGGUUAUAAUAAUAAUAACAACGCGCCUCGGAAUAAAAUAUU
Molecule: messenger RNA, 4991 nt
Organism: Lytechinus pictus (painted urchin)
Lineage: Eukaryota; Metazoa; Echinodermata; Echinoidea; Temnopleuroida; Toxopneustidae
Product: sialidase-3-like
Exons: 5
Coding region: 2-1030 (342 amino acids)
Biological process (GO): ganglioside catabolic process; oligosaccharide catabolic process
Cellular component (GO): membrane; cytoplasm; intracellular membrane-bounded organelle
Molecular function (GO): exo-alpha-sialidase activity
Source: RefSeq, a predicted model, not a curated record